UCAAGGGGUGGGGCUUCAAGCAGCAGAUUUAAGAAGACAACUGUUCCUGUUUUCUCUCAUUGUGGUGUUGAGGAAGUGUGUGUUUCAGGCUCUGCAUUUUGACCACCCAUACAAUGGUGAAGAUCUUUGUUGGGAAUCUGCCGCCACAGGCAGAGAGCGAAGAAAUCAAAUCCCUGUUUGCUCAAUAUGGCACGGUCACCGAGUGUGCCAUCAUCAAGAACUUUGCCUUUGUCCAUAUGGACGACCGCAAGAACGCUACAAAGGCCAUACGUAGCCUCCAUUUGUACAAGCUACACGGCACCCCCAUUAACGUCGAGGCCAGCCACGGUAAAAACCAGGGCCCCAUCAAGCUGCAUGUGGCCAACGUCGAAAAGGGUGUGGAGGACGAGCUCAGGGCUCUGUUUGAAGAAUACGGAACAGUAACGGAGUGUUCCAUCAUCAAGAACUUUGCGUUUGUACACAUGAACAACUCCGACGAGGCCAUGGAUGCCAUCAAGGGUUUGGACAACACCGAUUUCCAAGGCAAACGGAUUCACGUCCAGGUCUCCAAAAGCAGACCGCGAGGAGAGGAGGAAGGUUACGGUCCUCCAGAAAGUGGGGGCUAUUGGCCACCCCGUUUCCCCGGUGAACAUCCGCAGCCGGGCCCUCCUGGGUUUGGCAGAGGCCGCUUUGGUCCUCCAGGUUACCCCCCUGCUCCUCCUCCACCCCCUCCCCCUCCACCACCCAGACGCCCCCCAUUUCCUGGUGGUGGCUAUGGUGGUGAUCGUGAUGGCAAUGGGGUUGUGGAUUAUUAUGAAAAAUAUCGAGCUCGCCCUUAUGGCAUGUCCUCUUACGAGGAUCGUCGUAUGGGCGGUAUUCCACCACCCCCACCGCCCCCUUCAGGCAUGAUGAGAGAGCGCAUGCCCCCUUCCAAUAUCGACCCGUACGAUCGACGCCCUCUCCCACCCCCGCCGUCUUCGUUUUACCGCGAUCGUAGUCCCAUCGGAAGGGCACGCCAGCCCCUCCAGCGUCUGCCGGAAAUGGCUAUUCAUAUGAGCGCUCCCGUUUAUCGCCGCUGUCCAUGUCUCGGAACCAAAUGUACAAUGCGCCUCGAUCCAGGGACCCCUACAGUGAAAGGGUGCCUCCGCCACCACCUGCGCGCUAUACAUACUAAAGUGAAUCUCUGCACUUGUGUACCCAAGGUGUAAUUUAAUCGGCAAGAUCGUCGUCGUUGUCUCCAGGUGCACAUGACACGAUUCGCCCCUCGUCUGACGGAGCGCGUUUCGUUUGCCUACGCCUCGCUUAUCAGAAGAGUUCUAGUGCGGACUUCACGCUUUAAACUAAAAUGAUUUUUACCCGACUCAAUUUCGUCCUUUUGCUCAAAUUGUACCUUGCUCAUUCUGUGCGGCUUGUUUUUUUUUUUUUUUUUUUUUUUUUUCUUUUUCUUUUUUUUUUUACUGUUUAGAGUUCAGUAGGUUAUUGGACUGAAAGCAUCAAGCAGAUAAGCUAAAGAUUAUAUUUUUUUUUUUAGCUCCUGUCAAGCCGAUAACUCUUAAAGCUGUUUUGUUUAAACUUGUGUACAUUUUGUGAAGUUUGUGAGAUCAAAACGUUUGUUUUAUUUGAAAACCUUUUUUGUUUCUUCAACCCUGUAACAGCGUUGGAACAGUGCCACGUCUUUAGACGUAAUGGGUACACACGUGCGCCUUGCGAUCUAAACUUUUUUUAUAGAUCAGCAAUAACUGCGAUUGCUGUUCAGUGGAGGUUUUUCCUUUUUAGAUUGAAAUUUAGUCAGAAUGGCAUCCCCUCUAAUACGAUGUACUCUUUUUAGGGAUCGUUUCUUUUUUUAAAUAAAUGGUCUGACACUAA
Messenger RNA from Silurus meridionalis, 1845 nucleotides. It is a transcript of the gene rbm4.3, whose product is annotated as RNA binding motif protein 4.3. Gene Ontology annotation, cellular component: nuclear speck. Gene Ontology annotation, biological process: mRNA splicing, via spliceosome. Gene Ontology annotation, molecular function: mRNA binding. NCBI's taxonomy places the organism in Eukaryota, Metazoa, Chordata, Actinopteri, Siluriformes, Siluridae. The record is from RefSeq and is a predicted model, not a curated record.